Molecule: messenger RNA, 1607 nt
Organism: Nelumbo nucifera (sacred lotus)
Lineage: Eukaryota; Viridiplantae; Streptophyta; Magnoliopsida; Proteales; Nelumbonaceae
Product: Auxin-responsive family protein
Source: RefSeq, a predicted model, not a curated record
UGCUCAUAAUUCUUGUGGUACCCCACCCCACCCCACCAGACAUAAUUCUAUCUUGAAACAUCUUACAUACAUAAUCAAUACAAGUUAACACAGAUCGAAUUUCUUUCACUCUGGAGCUCUUUCUUCUUUCACCUUUAUUGAGCAACCAUGAACUUCUUCUUCUUCUUGCUUUUCCUCUUCCCUGAGCCAUGGACAGCAACAGCUGCUCAUUGCACGACAGUCGCGGCCAGAAAAACUUAUCAAAACUGCAUGGCCCUCCCUACCCAGCAAGCCUCUAUAGCAUGGACAUUCUACCCCCGCAACGCAACCCUUGAUCUUGUCUUCUUCGGCAACUUCAUCUCCCCAUCGGGUUGGGUGGCAUGGGGAAUCAACCCCACCUCUCCCGAGAUGACUGGGACUCGCGCCCUGGUUGCCUUCCCUGACCCCAAUUCAGGCCUUGUUGUCCUUCUCCCUUAUAUCCUCGACCCCACUGUAAAACUUCAGAGGACCCCACUUCUCUCUCGUCCACUGGACAUUCAGCUCCUCUCCUCCUCUGCCACCCUAUACGGUGCCGGUGGUGGUCGGAUGGCCUCCAUUCACAACGGCGCCUCAGUACAGAUCUACGCUACACUGAAGCUCGUUCCAAACAAGACAAAGAUCUAUCAUGUGUGGAACAGAGGACUCUAUGUCCAAGGCUACUCCCCAACAAUCCACCCAACAACAGUCAACGACCUAUCCUCCGUGGCCACCAUAGACGUCUUGUCGGGCGUGGUGACUGAGAGUAGCCACAACAGUAUCAAGACACUUAAAACCGUACAUGCAACCCUAAAUGCCAUCUCCUGGGGAUUCCUACUACCGGCCGGAGCUGUCACAGCACGCUACUUCAGGCACGUACAAUCGCUAGGACCCGCAUGGUUUUAUGCUCAUGCGGGUACCCAACUCUUUGCCUUCGUCCUUGGGACCAUUGGGUUCGCAAUUGGAAUACGGCUCGGGGAGUUGUCCCCUGGAGUGGUUUAUGGACUCCACCGCAAGCUGGGGUUUGCAGCAUUUUGCUUAGCGGGUCUGCAGUCGUUGGCUUUAUUAUUUCGGCCCAAGGCAACACACAAGUUUAGGAAGUACUGGAAAUCUUAUCACCAUUUUGUUGGGUACGCUUGUGUUGUCUUAGGAGUGGUGAACGUUUUCCAGGGAUUUGAGGUGAUGGGUUCUAGCAGGUCUUAUGCCAAGCUGGUCUACUGUUUGGCUCUGUCUACUUUGAUUGGGGUUUGUGUAGCUUUGGAGGUGAAUGGGUGGGUGGUCUUUUGUAGGAAAGCCAAGGAAGAGAAAAUGAGGAGAGAAGGUUUAGUUGGUGCUUUUGAUAAGGGGAAUGGUAGCAAUAACAACUCCUGAAUUGUAUAGCAUAGGUAAGGUUGCUGGUUGCAUUAUAUUUAUAGUUUCUUGAUGAGAUUGGAUUGAGAAUUCCAUAUGGGUUCUUCUUAAUUUGGCAUUAAUGUAGCUAGAGAAUAUUUUAAUUGAGCGCCAUUCAUUAUUUGAAAACCAGCUGGUUAUAUAUUGAUUGGUCUCUGUAAUUGAAUUUAUCUUAUUCAAUCUUAUCUUGUCAACUGUUUUAUGGUCUCUUUCCUUAGACUUAA